This is a messenger RNA of Eruca vesicaria subsp. sativa (arugula), 501 nucleotides long. The record is from the annotation of a GenBank genome assembly. Lineage: Eukaryota; Viridiplantae; Streptophyta; Magnoliopsida; Brassicales; Brassicaceae.
AUGAGUGGCUCCGGUGUGCAGCUUCACAAUGUUUUCGUCUAUGGUAGCUUUCAAGAGCCUGAGGUUGUCAAGGUCAUGCUUGAUCGAAUUCCUGAGAUGAUCUCUGUAACACUCCCUGGCUUUAAGAGGUUUAGGCUUAAAGGACGUUUGUAUCCAUGUGUUAUACCGUCUGAAGAUGGAGAAGUUCAUGGAAAGUUACUAAUGGGAUUAACGGAUGAAGAACUUGAGAAUGUAGAUGCUGUUGAGGGUGAUGAAUAUAAGAGAGUCACAGUUGGUGUUGUACGAGAGGACAACUCUGAGAAGAUGACUGUGAAAACAUAUAUAUGGAUCAAUAAAGAUGAUCCAGAUAUCGAAGGAGAAUGGGAUUUCGAGGAAUGGAAACGACUACACAUGAAGAAAUUCAUAGAGACGUUCACCGAAAUCAUGGAAUGGAAGAGGAAUCCUCAAGGAAAGGGUAGGGAUGACUUCAAGCAUAUGUUACGCGAUGAGCCAACGGCGUGA